CAGUUCUGUGAAGAUCCGCACCCUGCGAACAUGCCCGAUCCAGUCAAAGCGCCCAAGAAAGGCUCGAAGAAGGCCGUGUCCAAAGUCACUAAGACCGGCAAGAAGAAGAGGAAGACCAGGAAGGAGAGCUAUGCCAUCUACGUGUACAAGGUCCUGAAACAGGUGCACCCCGACACCGGCAUCUCCUCCAAGGCCAUGCUGAUCAUGAAUUCCUUCGUGAGCGACAUCUUCGAGCGCAUCGCCGGCGAAGCUUCCCGCCUCGCUCACUACAACAAGCGCUCCACCAUCACCUCCAGGGAGAUCCAGACCGCUGUCCGUCUCCUGCUGCCCGGUGAGCUGGCCAAGCACGCCGUGUCCGAGGGAACCAAGGCCGUGACCAAGUACACCAGCUCCAAGUAAAGUGUGUUUACUCUGAACCAAACAAAGGCCCUUUUCAGGGCCACCCACUCCCGCUGCGAGAGCUGCGCUCCUUCCUCCAGAAGCUUUGUUCAUGUCCAACUGUUUUCACUUGCGCUUCAGUUUGUCACGUGACUGAUGAGUGAACCUGAAAUCACUGAGCAUGCGCAGUGUUUCUGACGUGACAGGGAAACGACUUAAGCGGUAAUUAGAAUAAUUUCAGACGGUGACGUCUUUAAGGUUUGGAUUUGGAAAGAUAGUGAACAGAUGUUCUUAUUAAAGGGAUCAGAAGCUGAUCAGAGCCUAACAUUCUCACUUCACAUCAGAUUUUUCUUUACACAGACUGUGAAAUGUUACCACAUGAUCUUUGAGCCGCUUCUUUCCAGCUGCUUGUGAAGUAAGAAGAUGCAGGAAGAGGAGAAGAAGCCGGCUCAGUGUCCCACUCUGCACCGUGUGAACCACAGUUUCACUGAUGAUAAGAAAUGUUUAUCAGAAUAUUAGAGAAAAUACUGUUCAGUUUGAAUAUUUCACAAUCUAAACAUUACAGGCGACAGGACGGAGAUGAUACUGACUCACCAGCUGUGUCAGAGUCUCUCUCUGAGGUCCUGUGUCUCUCUCUGAGGGCCUGUGUCUCUCUCUGAGGUCCUGUGUCUCUCUCUGAGGUCCUGUGUCUCUCUCUGAGGGCCUGUGUCUCUCUAGAACAUCUAGUGGUCA
This is a messenger RNA of Toxotes jaculatrix (banded archerfish), 1110 nucleotides long. Its product is annotated as histone H2B 3-like. The transcript has a single exon. NCBI's taxonomy places the organism in Eukaryota, Metazoa, Chordata, Actinopteri, Toxotidae. The coding region runs from base 31 to 399 and encodes 122 amino acids. Gene Ontology annotation, molecular function: protein heterodimerization activity; DNA binding; structural constituent of chromatin. Gene Ontology annotation, cellular component: nucleosome. The record is from RefSeq and is a predicted model, not a curated record.